AUGGGUUCUUUGAAAGAAACUACAAUCUCUAAGUGGGAUACUGAUAUCUCAACUGAGUUAGAUCUCGAAGCUGGUGCUGGUGUCAAUUCAAACAUCAGAUUUGUUGAAGGUUGGGAUGAAAGAGGUAGACAAUUAUCAAGAAAUGUGAAUCGUCCAUCAAGUUUGAGUCGUCGUAUUAGUAUGGCUUCUAUUGAAACUUCACUUUCAAGAACAAAAGUUGAACCAAAUGUUGCAUUACCUCCUAUCUUCAAAACCAUUUCUUAUAGAGUUGAAGAUGAUCAAUUGAGUGUUCAUAAGAAAAAACAAAAUAAAACUGAGACUUCAGUUCAAAAUUUUAAAGAAACUACGUGGCAUGUGAAAACCAUUGAUGAAAUUGCAAAUUCAUUAUCAACAGAUCCUUUUAAUGGGUUAACAACUGAACAAUUUGAAAAGAACUUGAAAAUUUUUGGUUUCAAUCAACAUACUCCACCUAAAACAAAUUGGCUGAAAAAAAUAUUUAUGUAUUUCUUUGGUGGUUUUGGUUCUUUACUAUUAAUCGGUGGUAUUUUGUGUUGUAUUUCUUGGAAACCGCUAGGAAAUCCAAAUCCUGCUGUUGCAAAUUUAGCUUUGGGUGUUGUUUUAUUUCUUGUUUUCUUUUUACAAGCUGGUUUUAACUUUUGGCAAGACUUUACAUCUUCAAGGGUUAUGAACUCAAUUAAUGGUAUGUUACCAAGUGAUUCAAAUGUUAAAAGAGACGGUCUUAAAACAAUUGAAGAGGUUAAAAAUUUAGUUUCUGGUGAUUUAAUAUUCAUAAGUAAUGGUGAUAGAUUACCAGCUGAUGUUAGAUUUGUUUCAAUUGAAGGUAAUGAUUUUGCAUUUGAUAGAUCUAUUUUAACUGGUGAAUCCAAACCAAUAGUUGCUUCUAAAGAUCCAGAUGAAAAAGGUUCAAAUUAUCUUGAAAGCUCUUGUAUUGGGUUACAAGGUACUUAUUGUGUUGGUGGUUCAGGUUAUGGUAUAAUUGUUUCCACUGGUGAUAAUACUGUCUUUGGUAAAAUUGCUAAGUUAUCAUCAGAACCAAAAAGUGGAUUAUCUCCAUUACAAAAGGAAAUUUUAAGAUUUGUCUUUUUAACAGUUUCAAUUGUUAUUACCCUUAUUGUUAUAUUAUGUAUCAUUUGGGGGGCUUGGUUAAGAAAAUCAUAUCCAGAUUGGAUUCCAGUAUCAACUUUAAUUGUUGAUUUAGUUUCUGUUGCUGUUGCUUUUAUCCCUGAAGGUUUACCAAUUGCUUUAACAACUUGUUUAAUCAUUACUGCAGGUGCAAUGAAGAAGAAUAAGAUUUUAUGUAAAUCAUUAUCAGUUGUGGAAACUUUAGGUUCUGUUAGUACAAUUUGCUCAGAUAAAACUGGUACUUUAACCAAAAAUAAAAUGUUCGUCACAAGUUAUUCAGUUGGUAUCGAUGAAAUAUCUGAAAAUGAAGCUAGUCAAUCAAAUGAUGUAUCCGCAGAUGAUUUAAGUGUCGAAGGUGACGUUUCGGUUGAAGAUGGAAAAUCCAAAGAUUCAUCAAUUGGUUUAACACAAUUAUCAAGAAUUUCCAAGCUUUGUAACUCUGCUUCUUUCAAUCCAACAACUAUGAAUAAACCAAUAAAAGAAAGAUUGAUUACAGGUAAUGCAACUGAUCAGGCAAUUUUAAGAUUUGGUGAAGAACUAGAUCCAGAUCAUGAUUUAUAUCAAGAGUGGACACAAAAGGCUGAAGUUUCAUUUAAUUCCAAAAAUAAAUUUAUGAUUCGUUUAUUUGAAAAAUCAAAUGUUCAAUUACAACAUUUACAACUAUUCAUCAAAGGUGCUCCUGAUAUUUUAUUACCAAAAUGUUUAUCUUACCAAAACCAAGAUGGUGAAGUUGUACAAUUAAAUGAUGAAUCAUUGCUUCAAAUUCAAAAUUUACAAAAAUCAUGGGCUAUGAAAGGUCAAAGGGUUGUUUUGUUAGCAUAUAAACCAAUUCAUGUUUCACGCUUUGCCAAUAUUGAAUUUUCAAGUAAAAUUGCACAUGAUAAAUUGAUGGAAGAAUCAGAAUCUGGUUUAAUCUUAUCUGGUUUAGUUGGUAUUACUGAUCCUCCAAAAGAUGAUAUUUUUGAUGUUGUUACCACUUUAAAAGGUGCUGGCAUCAAAUUUUGUAUGGUUACUGGUGAUUUUGAAUUGACUGCUGUUGCAAUUGCUAAGAUGUGUAAUAUCUUGACUACAGAUGAAAUUGCUAAUGUCAAUUCAUUAGAUAUUAAUUAUCCUGUUAUGGAUCCAUCAAAGACAAAACUUUGUGAUCGUGUUGAAACUGAAGGUGCAAUUUCUAUUAGUGGUCCUUCAUUGAAUUUUUUGAAUGAAAAUCAAUGGGAACAUUUAACAAGUUUUGAACAAAUUGUAUUUGCAAGAACAACACCAGAACAAAAAUUAAGAAUCGUGGAAGAAUUUCAAAAGAGAGGACAUAUCGUUGGUAUGACUGGUGAUGGUGUUAAUGAUGCGCCAUCUUUGAGACAAGCUGAUAUUGGUAUUGCAAUGGCUGAAGGAUCUGAUAUUGCCAAAGAAGCUUCAGAUUUGGUUUUAUUGGAAUCAUUUUCUUCAAUGGUUACUGCAUUAAAAUAUGGUCGUUUAGUCUUUGAGAAUUUGAAAAAGACUGUUGUUUAUUUAUUACCAGCAGGUACUUAUGGUGAAUUAUGGCCUGUCUUAUUGAAUGUUAUUUUUGGUUUACCACAAGUUCUUUCAUCAUUUUGUAUGAUUAUUAUUUGUUGUUUAACUGAUUGUGCAGGAGCUAUUACAUUGGCUUAUGAAUCACCUGAAAAAAAUUUGUUGGAGAAAAAACCAAGAAGUAUUACAGGUAAUAGAUUAGUCAAUCUCAAUUUAUUAUUACAUUCAUACUUCACUGUUGGUACUUAUUACUGUUUUGUUGCAUUUUUGAUGUCAUUUUUAUAUUACAGAGAAAAGGGAAUUCCAUUUAGUGUUCUAUCGUUAUCAUAUGGUGAAUAUCCUGCAAAUUACAGUGCAGAUAAGAUUAGUGAAUUGACAAAUACUGUAUCGUCAAUCUAUUUCAUCACAUUGGUUAUCAUGCAAUUCUUCAACUUAUUUGCUACCAGAACGAGAUAUUUAAGUGUUUUCCAACAAAAGCCAAUUUUCGAUAAAACUACAUCUAAUUAUCCAAUGUUCAUUGCCAUUGUUUUCGGUUUAGCCGUCACUUUUUUCUUCAACUAUAUUCCAUGGUUUCAAAAUGUGUUGAAUACAUCACCAGUUCCAGCCAAAUUUUACUUUAUUGCGCUUGGAUUUGGUGCAGUUGUUUUGAUUUAUGAUGAAUUGAGGAAGUUUACCAUUAGAAAGUAUCCUAACUGUUUAUGGGCAAAAGUGGCUUGGUAA
Messenger RNA from Hansenula ciferrii, 3369 nucleotides. RefSeq names its product cation-translocating P-type ATPase. The record is from RefSeq and is a predicted model, not a curated record. Lineage: Eukaryota; Fungi; Ascomycota; Saccharomycetes; Phaffomycetales; Wickerhamomycetaceae. Gene Ontology annotation, cellular component: membrane. Gene Ontology annotation, biological process: intracellular sodium ion homeostasis; intracellular potassium ion homeostasis; potassium ion import across plasma membrane. The transcript has a single exon. Bases 1 to 3369 code for a protein of 1122 amino acids. Gene Ontology annotation, molecular function: ATP binding; ATP hydrolysis activity; P-type sodium:potassium-exchanging transporter activity.